AUGUUUACUCAACCAGUGGUUUCCACGCCUACGGGCCCGCCACAAUCGUCCUCAACAUCCACCUCAAGACCGAGUCGUCUCCGAGGUUUGAGCUACUUGCGCAACUACACACAAAAUCAUUUAUUGUCUCGCGACAACCACCAUAACAGCUCCAGCACUGGAUCAGCAGGCGGCACAGGCACAGGCACAGCAAGCGCACGAAGCACGUCCCCUAAUCGACACGGCUCUAGCCUCACGCGAUCCCUCAGCCAUUCGCCUACUACAAGUGGACCAUCCACUGGAACCCAGAACAUCAACCACUUGACACUCGUCAGUUCGACACCCGAUCCCGUGAGGAAUUUGACAUCGGCGACCACCACAACAUCGAUACCUGCGCUGCCUCCUACUUCUGUUCCUGCUUCCGCUUCCGUUUGCGCUGCUGCAGACGCUGCUACAACAAAUUCUACUGAAUCACCAAAAGCUUCCUCACAGCAUUCUACCGACAUCAACGACCCCGCUACCGCUGCAACAGAAUUAUCAAUGGCUGUAGAUACUGAGGCCGCAGCCGCAGCCACUGGCGCCGUCGACUCCAACCAGGACCAGCCUACCAUGACGAGAUCACGAUCAGCCACCACUGGCGAAGGGGGCUCGUCGACUCCCGAAACUGUCCCAUCAAUUCGCUUCUCAGCCUACUACGACCCGCGCUCUACACGCCCGUCCCUGACAUUCCCUCCUAUUUCCAGAACUCUGCCGACGGGGUCUGAGAAGAUUCGUGUUGGUCGUUACUCAGAACGCGAUAGUCACUCCAUGUCGAAUAUGCCUGGUAACCAGCCAUCAGCUGCACCAGUGGGUUUUAAGAGCAAGGUCGUCAGUCGUCGCCACUGCGAGUUCUGGUACGAGGAUGGAAAAUGGUACAUUAAGGACGUUAAAAGCUCUUCUGGUACAUUCUUAAACCAUAUUCGCUUGAGCCCACCGUCUCAGGAAAGCAAAGCUUUCCCCGUCAACGAUGGAGAUAUCGUUCAACUCGGAAUUGACUUUAAAGGUGGAGAAGAGAUGAUCUUCCGCUGUGUCAAGAUGCGACUAGAGUUGAACCGUGGCUGGCAGAACAAGCUUAACACAUUUAACAUGGCGGCGCACAAGAGGUUGCAGACCAUGGCCUCUAGCGGAGCAGCUGGUACUAACUCUCAAGAUUGCUCCAUUUGCUUGAGCUCUAUUGCUCCCUGCCAGUCUUUAUUUGUAGCACCCUGCUCUCACACCUGGCAUUUCAAGUGUGUAAGAUCACUGCUCAACUCCCCGCAAUACCCCAUUUUCAUCUGCCCCAACUGCCGAGCUGGUGCCGAUUUAGAGGCCGAUGUCGACGAACUGGCCGAAGAAUGGCAGCAGCUUAAGAACGAAGCCGAGGCGGAAGCAUCAACUCCAGCUCAAGCUGACACUGAGCCUGAGACGGAUCCGGUGCCUGCUGCUGCUAACUCGGGAACUUCGACACCGGAGCGAUCGCACACAGCCGACAUAGACCACAUGGAUGUUACUGUCAACAUCACACCAGAAACACCUCAGCGAAAUGAAGUUAGCCAUGCUAUAUCCGAGCCGUUGCCUAUUCGAAAUGCGGCCUCAGCUCCACGAAGAGUUGGCCAGCUGGGAGAUAGUCGAACACCGUCACCUCCAGGCGGCACUGAAGGACCAAUCACCCCACGAAAUAAUGUUGGACCAUGGGUUUUUGAUGGCAGUGCCGGCCGUACAGUGAGCGCCACAGAAGGCGAAAUGACAAGUAUAGAUGCCGCAGCACAGCCAGAUACGAGCGAACACGACAUCACGGUUCGAUAA
This is a messenger RNA of Fusarium proliferatum ET1, 1803 nucleotides long. RefSeq lists its product as uncharacterized. Gene Ontology annotation, cellular component: cell division site; ubiquitin ligase complex; mitotic spindle pole body. The transcript is spliced from 3 exons. Gene Ontology annotation, biological process: negative regulation of septation initiation signaling; protein ubiquitination; mitotic spindle assembly checkpoint signaling. Gene Ontology annotation, molecular function: ubiquitin protein ligase activity; protein binding. Bases 1 to 1803 code for a protein of 600 amino acids. NCBI's taxonomy places the organism in Eukaryota, Fungi, Ascomycota, Sordariomycetes, Hypocreales, Nectriaceae. The record is from RefSeq and is a predicted model, not a curated record.